Messenger RNA from Cuscuta europaea, 1309 nucleotides. The record is from the annotation of a GenBank genome assembly. Lineage: Eukaryota; Viridiplantae; Streptophyta; Magnoliopsida; Solanales; Convolvulaceae.
CAUCUCACUUUCUCAACCUCUGCAGCCUCCAGAAAGGAAGACCCAAAUUUUGUUAUUGCACAGGGUCUCCGUUUUCUCAGGACCAGCCCUGACUGAGUUCACCUUUGGCGGUCGGGAGAAAAAAGAAUGGCGGACGAGGACUAUGAGAUGGAUGGAGGAUAUGAGGAUGAGCCAGUUGAGCCUGAGAUUGAGGAAGGAAUUGAGGCAGAGGAGGAUGCCAAUAAUGAGGACCUACCUGAUGCCUUAAUAGGCGAGGGUGAAGACAAACCUGAAGAGGUUGCUGUGGAAAGGCCUAGGAAAACAUCAAAGUACAUGACAAAAUAUGAAAGAGCAAGAAUUUUGGGUACUCGAGCUCUUCAGAUCAGCAUGAAUGCUCCUGUGAUGGUUGAUUUGGAGGGUGAAAGCGAUCCCCUUGAGAUUGCUAUGAAAGAGCUGCGAGAGAGGAAGAUUCCCUUCACAAUUCGUCGGUAUCUCCCAGAUGGAAGUUAUGAAGAUUGGGGGGUUGAUGAACUCAUCGUUGAAGACUCGUGGAAGAGACAAGUCGGGGGAGACUAAGUAACGGUUUCUAAAUUGCUGUAGUGCCUUCGAUAGAAUGAUGAGGCAUUGUUGAUAUCGUGCAGUGUCAAUUCAAUGCUCUUGUGGAACUGUGAUUAGUUUCAGUCUUUCUGCUCUCCUUAUCGUGGUGAUAGCUUCAUUAGCAAAAGAAGAAUUAUUAGCAGAAAAACUGUGCUUUUUGUACUUUACUCUAAUUUCAUAACAUAGUGGUUGGUACCUAAGACGAGGCCGGUCUCUAGUCCUGUAUGGGAACCGGCGGUGGGCGGCGAUUUUAGGACUAGUUAGGGGUGGACCCGUUCUGAAAUCGGGUUUGACACUGUUUGGGACCAGAUUGGGUCUGGAAUUUCCGGUUUCGAGUCUAGUCCGGGACUAAAUCGGGAACAAGACCAACCUUAGGAAUAGUACAAAGACCGGAAUGGCUAGUUUGACUUUUUUAUUUCCUUUUUGCCUAUAAGCUGGCCCUCCCAAACUGGUCUUUGGAGCCAAUCAGACCCCAAACUACUUUUUUCGAUCGUUGGGUUGUGGGAGUGGGGUGGGGGAAUUCAGAAUUGGGGAAACACUUGUUUUUCUGAGGGACUGAGGGCGGUGGAGUGGACAAUCAGCUCCCAAUUCAAGCUUUUCAUCACCUUUUGACUUGAUCUUCCAUUGAAAUCACUCUUUUUACCCUUUCUCAAUAUGGGGAGUAAUUAUGUGACAAAUUAACUCAUCCAUUAUGAAAAGUUUAUUGAAAAUGCAAAAUGUUACAUUUAUUUUC